This is a messenger RNA of Poeciliopsis prolifica (blackstripe livebearer), 5942 nucleotides long. RefSeq names its product galectin-related protein B-like. The transcript has 5 exons. The record is from RefSeq and is a predicted model, not a curated record. Gene Ontology annotation, molecular function: carbohydrate binding. Lineage: Eukaryota; Metazoa; Chordata; Actinopteri; Cyprinodontiformes; Poeciliidae. The coding region runs from base 7 to 747 and encodes 246 amino acids.
GUGUGGAUGUCCUGCUCGGUGCUCUUUCUCUCCUCUCUCCGCCGCGCGCGUGUGUGUGUGUGCGUGUGCGUGUGUCUGAGGCGAGGCCUGGAGCCGACCGACGUCGGGGGACGCAGGAACUGGGAAAUCCUCCCGAGGCAAGACGCGCCACUCCGCUCCCUCCCUCCUUCCCUCCCCACGCUCGCAUCCUGUGCUUUUCGGCUCAAGAUGGCGGUGCAGGCAGCAGAAAAGGACGGAAUAAACAUGGACGGGGAUCACACGCUGAACGACUCGCCGGAGAACCCCGGUCUGAUCUCACCCGACAAGGAGGAUUUAUCCCGUCUUUUGACGGUGCCUUUCAGCGGGCGCAUCCGCGGCGGAAUGCGACCGGGGAAGAAGAUCAUAGUGAUGGGGAUCAUCGACCUGGAGCCACACAGCUUCGACGUCAGCCUGACCUGCGGACGGGAUUUGGAAAAGGAUGACCCGUCGUUCGACGUGGCCCUGAAACUCACCGCUAGCUUCAGCAACCGGCAGUUUCUGCGGCGCGCCCGCGUCUCAGGGAAAUGGACAGAUGAGGAAGCUUCCACCGCCUACUUCCCUUUCAUCCCUGACCAGCCUUUUAGGAUUGAGAUCCACUGCGAGCACCAACGCUUCCGGAUAUUCGUAGACGGACACCAGCUCUUUGACUUUUAUCACAAAGUAAAAUCCUUGCCCUCAAUCGACACAGUACGGAUACAAGGAGACCUACAGAUCACCAAGCUCGGUUAACGCUCCCUGCUCUUCCCUCUCGCAGGAGAUCAAUUUUGUGUGUGUGUGUGUGUGAAGCAAAGACUUGAUCGCAAAUGACCGCAUGCAUACACACACACACGCACACUAGCGCAUUGCAUCGUCGCUGGUAAGCCAUCACACAGCGCUGCAGCAGCAGCAUUCCAUAUUGGGUGUGAAAAAGCUCUCUGUUUAGGAUUUCUCAACUUUUUUCUUCAGUUGUUCAGUUUUUUUUCCCUUUUUUUUUGUUUUUAACUUUAUAUAUGAUCACUAAUUUAAGUUCUAAAACCUUCAUAAGUGAAAGCAAACCUCUAAAAUAGAUUGUUUGGGAGGAUAAUUUGAGUUCAAGAUUGGAAAAUGACUGCUUGUUUUGAUUAUGAUCUCUGCGUUCAAGGGAUGCUUUGAUAGAAAUUAUACUUCAGAUGAAAAAAAUAAAUCUGCUCAUAUAAGUCAAGCAAAUUUUCCAGUAACUGCUGCACAAUGAGUUUUACUCCGGAUAAAACUGAUGUCAGUAGAAAUAUCACGUUUUUUUUUUCCCCCCCGCUCUGUGUUUUGUUUCAAUUUUUUUCAAAGCUCAGAGAUGUCAGUUCAGUUCAAAUUUAGUCUUAUAACUGCAAAGCUAAAACUUUCCGGCCUGUUUGUUACUUUCCGCCGUUGCACUUUCAACUCUUGUGCUGUCCAUGAAGUUUAUCCUAGUUUAUGAUGUGCUGCACCCUCCCCGACCCAAAUACCCAAAAACCAGGAUUAUGUCGAGAUGUCCCAUAUUGCCAUGUGCUGCGUUGGAUUUCGAGCGACUCCUGCAGACGGAGAGCAGAAAAUCAUGUCGAAAUGACUUAUUUUGCGUAAUUGGCUUGACUUCAAGAAGUCCUUCGAACCUGAAAGCAGCACCACGUCAUUAGUGGUGUUUUGAAUGUACGAUGUGUAUGUUUCCAUGGUCGUGCAGACGACAGAGCGACGUACAUAAUGAAUUUAAAACCUUCAAGAGUUCGGUUGUUUUUGCAGUGUGGCUGUCGAUGUCAGAGUACAGGAACGUGUUGUGUGUUUGUUAUUUGUGUUUUCUGAAUCGUUCCACGCCAGCUCAUUGCGAGGCAGAACUUUAAUGCCACCAGCAGCUCCUUCUGAAGUCUUACCAGUGACAAUGCGAUGCACCAGUCUGUCACUGACUGUCCCACUACGUUUUUUUUCCUCGGUUAUGACAAUGCUGCACUAAUUGUUGUAGUGAAACCGCUAAAAGUCGUAGCUCCCGGUGGUGCUGCGAUUGCUCCUCUUCCAGUAUUUAAAGUUUUCACAGGGUUGUAAGUUCCUGCUGAAGCUCCGUAAGAUGAAAUGUGCAAAAAUUUCACAGAGAAAGCAAAAGCUGUGGGUUGCCAGGUUGGGAUAUGCUGAUUAAAACAUAAUGCAUUUUAAUUAGCAUAUAAAGCGUAUUUUGUUACUGAGUGGCCAAUUCAGUUUAUUGAGUAUUAUUUAAAAGAAUUCCAUAUUCGGCAUAGAUUUUGCAUCCAGUUUGUCUUUGAAUUCAGAAGGCGUAUCUGGAAAUUACAUCACAAUUUGUUGAAUUGUUAACUAUUAUUAGUAAAUAAUGCAAUUAUCUCCACUCAAUGUGCUUGUACACUAAAGAGACGUAUUCACAAGCCGAUAUCGAAGAGUGCUGUUUGUGGUUGGGUUUAAUGUGAUGCAAAAACAGUUUGUUGCUGCAAUGUUUACUAUAUUUAUUUGGUGACUGAAGUUGGGGCUGUUGGAUUCCUCCAGCUUUAUAAAAACAAAUUAUUUUAAAAAUCGCACACAUGAAAUCUGUUCCGGAAAAGUUUUCACCCAUAUUAGCUGGAAUAAAUACGCCUCUCUGUGUUGUUGUAAACAUACCAGGCCCACAGAGGGCGGUGUAGGGCGAAGCUAAAACCAAUGUCAGCCAAUCAGGUUGCUUGAAAACAACCACAACUUCCUGUUAGGGAUUAAACAUGGCGCCAGGAGGCUCAUUUUUGUGGGUUGAACUACUUUCAAAAUCGUAUUAGAAUAUGAAGUUAAAACACAAGACGAUGUUGAUUGGCAAUCAUCUCAAAGCGAACAUGUGGAUAUGUUGACUCAUGAACACGCAGGACUCUUAAGUCUCUGUUUCACCCAUAUACACACGGAAAGACAAAUAUGGAGGAGGUUUUUUAAACAUAGAUUUUGGUCUGAGUUUAUAUAAAUGUGAUACUUUAGUGAUAUUAAACAGUUUUUGUGAUUGAGAAAGGCCAAAAUGAAUGUUUCCUUGAUAUCCGGCAAUGUGUGGACAGGGUCUAAAAUUCAAACAAAACUAGAGAACAAUGUUUUGUUUAGUCUUUUUUCUUGUGAAGGAUAUGUUUAGGAAAUUUUUAUAGAAAGAAAUUUGCCACAAAUUUGACCUCGGGGCACCAUCUGGUGUGCUCCAUGUUGAUCACAAAGAGUUGAAAGGUUUUUCUGUCGUUGCUGCUGUAAAUCUGGAAGAAGCCAUGACAUCUGUGCCCUAAGCGGUGCCGAGAACUUCAUCCACCGUAUCGCUUUUUACACAUCUUCCUUUUCUCCUUAUGCCGCAAACAUCAAAAUCUGCACUAACUGUUCAUUCUCUCCCUACUGUAGCAAUAAAUGACGUUGCCGCUGUGUGAGCGAAGGCUGCUCUGAUGCAGGGCGCCUCUUUGAACUUUGAACUCUUCCUGAGUUCAGUGCUUGUUCUUCGCUGGCAGGCGCUGGUUUAUUUUGGACACAAACAGGAAGCGCGCGCGGUGCGGUAUGCGAGUGCGCCGAGAGGUCAGAUGAGAUCUGUACAUGAUGUGUAUUUGUGCAUUGAUGGUGUGUGGUAUACUUUCUUACGUUUUUGUUUUUCAGGUUUACAAACAAUGACUUUUUUUUACUGCCUCAACGUGUUGAUAUGGUCUCCGUGACGAGUGGGAGUGACUCGGUGGUACGGUGCUGGUGGUAGAUGUGUGUUCAGCUCGGUGUCAUGUUCGUGGGUCGCUCGGCUGUCGCGCAGUUUGCAGAGUUGACUGCUGCAGGAAUUAUGGGGGAGGGAGAUAAACAAUUGAGAAAUUAUAGCUCUGUGUUUAUGUCAAGCUUUCUCAGCUGGGACUCUCUGCUCUAGUCACAAUUGGCCAUUUGCAAGUUUGUUUAUUUGUUUUUUAGUUGGUUGUACAAGGCACGGGUCUAAAUCAGAUCCUCAUGGUAUAACAUUGCCAGAACCAAAGUCUUUUAAGAUAAAAACAAGUGCAUUGCAAGCUAGGGUUGCUUUUACUUAACACCAUAAAUGUUCCUACUGCUGAUAAAAUAGUGGAGGAUAUUACAAGUUUAAUGAUUACGAAACAAAGACCUGAGCAAAAAAACGACUCCUGAAAUUAAUGCUGAUCUUGGUUGGAUGGAUCUUUUUGGGUAGGAUUGUCAGUCUUACAGGAGGCUUAUCGUGCAAAAUUUGUAUUCUGCACAUUUUUUGUACUUCCGUUCGAGUUUCUAUUGCUUCUAAAAACAGCACAAGUACUUUGGAGGAAAAAAAAAAUCCACCCAGAUGUUUUUUUGGUGACUGGAAAAAUACCAAAGUCCUCCACAAAGUAACGAUGCAAAUCAGCAGGAACUGAGCCUCACCUAGUAACCCAAGCGGAACUCCAGCACGUUGGUCAGCUGGUUUUUACCAGUGUGUGUACAAUGCCUGCUGGAAAAGACGAGAGUUUUGUUGUUGACUCAGCAUUCAGACACCAGUUGCUACGUUCUUGCUGGUUGCACUAGAAGCGCUACUAAUUAUUUUCAAAGACGUACGGUUGUAUAAUUACAGAUUUGUUUUGUUAUUUUCACAUGAGUAUAAACAUUGAGCUGGAGGGCGUGGCCAGCAGCAGCUCAUUUGGAUUUAAAGUGACAAAAGGCCCGAAAACGCCUCAUUCUGAAAUAUAAAUGUUUUUUUUAAUAGACCUAUCUUAAUCUGCUCCCAUAAAAGUGUUAAUCAGUGCUUCUUUAUUUGUUACACCGUCACUGGAUAAAAGCAUUUCUACACAGUAGAAACAAGAAAACAAAUGACGGUGUGCAACAACGGGUGUGAGAGGGGCAGCAGGUCCAUCGCAGCCAAACCCAACUGUUGCACUUUCUCGACCAUCUCAUCGAAAAGAAAAACGUCAAACUGUUACCAACAAUAUUCAAGAAACUUUAUCGUUUUUUGGGGCAGGGGGGUUUCUGUUUUUUUUUUUUUUUUUUUUUUAGAAACCUUGACCCCGGUAUCCAUGCCAUGCCGAGGUCGUAACCAUGUCUGCAGAACAUGGGUGCACAGCACAUAGCAACCCUGUGGGGUACUCUUAUGUUCCUUCUUUGUUCUGUUGCACUUUAACCCCACUUUCGAGACUCCCGGUUUGGUACGUGCGCUCAGAAAGCUUCUGUUCUGUACUUGUUGAUCUCCUUAUGAUCCCAUGAAUCCUCCACAAAGUGACGGAAAGUAAACUCUGUGAAAUGUUUAUUGUUUUUUUUCCCAGAUCAGAUUAUGUGCUCUAUAAACCCAUUUAAAAUGGAAAAAUGUAACCGAAGAACUGAAUGUCUCUCUCUUUCUGAUUGUAACCGAUUUAAACACAACCCGGCUCCUAUUGCCACCAGAAUUUAUUCCCAGCCUGUGUUCAAGUAAAAAAAACAAUCCACAUCUUAUUUUGAAAGCUUCUUUUUUUUUUAGUUUUUUGAUUUUUUUUUUUUUUAGAUGUAGACACUGGUGGUUGUGGCCUCAGGGGAUUUAUUUUGUAUAUUUUAUGAAUGACUUAUGAGGCAUAAAUAUGUGUGGCAGCUCUUAAAGGUAACUGUUACCCCCCAGUUUCUAGUUUGGUCUCGCAUGCUGUUCAUUUUUUAUUAAUCAUUCAAUGUUCAUUGAGGCCGUUUACAGAAAAGUCUGAAUGAAAAUGUUCUCUUCCAGCACACGCCUUGAUUACAAGCUGAAGGAUUAGGAAGAAGAAAUCCCAACUAUUUCAAUAUCUAAUUGCUAAUAUUUUUUUCCCCUUCCGGUUGGAACAACUUUCUAAAAGUGCGAGAAACUAAAAGGUUGUUGUGUGAAAUACUCCGUCCCAUUUAUUUACAAAGUGUCCUAGUAGAAGUAGGCCGAUCUCUUUCUAAUGUGUUGUGUGGUUGUACAGGUCAUUUUCUAAUAAUUUAUUGUAACUUGCAGGAUCAGUGAGCCUGCUCUAUGACGCUGUCUAAAUAAAGACAUAUUGAGAAGUCACAGUUUCCAA